Messenger RNA from Epinephelus fuscoguttatus (brown-marbled grouper), 10523 nucleotides. Its product is annotated as matrix-remodeling-associated protein 5. Gene Ontology annotation, cellular component: extracellular region. NCBI's taxonomy places the organism in Eukaryota, Metazoa, Chordata, Actinopteri, Perciformes, Serranidae. The record is from RefSeq and is a predicted model, not a curated record. Bases 974 to 8476 code for a protein of 2500 amino acids. Gene Ontology annotation, molecular function: protein binding. The transcript is spliced from 18 exons.
CAAGAGGGAGAAAAGAGAGAAAGAGGGAGGUGGAGGGUUGGAAAGGUGAGAGCGUGUGAAGAGAAAAACAGGCAGAGAGGGGAAAGAGAAAGAAAGCAGAGAUAAGAGACAGGAGGCAAAAAAGAAAGACACACAGAGGAGUUGGAAAGUGAGAAAAACAGUGGAAACGGAAAGGAAAGUGAUAAUGUUUCCACCAGGAUUGAUUUUUUGAAAUGGAAGUCAAGACUAUCAGCGAGGGAGAACGAGGGAUAGUUAAAGCAAAAAGAGGGAAUGGAGAUGAAUGGAGGAGGUGAAGGAAGGAGCGUAGGUGUAGGAGGGGAUGGAGAAGCUGCAUUCCUGACCGCACAGUUACAGAACGGGACGAGAAAGAGGGAAAGAAGUUAAUCUGAAAUCCAGAUGCUUUAAGGACCAACAGAGGGUCAAACUAAUGCAUACACACACACAGGCACAGACAUACACACACACAGAGCGCUCCAUCCCCUCUCUUGCUCUCUCUUUCACAGACCUCAGGACCUCAGUGGCUUUACAACUCAGCAAACAUCCAAAGGACUAAUACAUAAACUGGAUACUUUUUUAUGCCUGUUUCCCUGUAAAACUUGGUCUUUCCAGCCUGCUGUGAAAACUAAAGGACUUUGUUUUGGAGUCUAUUUUUUUACUUCAACUGUUUAUCCUUUCCUUAACUGGAGGAAUUUCCAGUCCUCUCCUCCUCUACAUCCUUUCCUUUCUCCUCUUCUCUGUUUCCCCCUCUCCUCUCAUUUCCUCUGCUGUCCUCUGUCUGUCUCCAAAGUGCUAACACAGGGGAGCUGGUAAAGCCAUUAUUAGAGGAGAGCAGGAGCAGAAAACUAGCUGGCUGACAGCGUCUACCUGUGAUCAUCAUAGCUCUUGAUACUGGAGACCGACUGAAUGGACACCUUUACUGCUGUGUAAAGUCAAGGUGUAUUGAUGACGUGAGCCAUCAGACAGCCAUCCAGUCAUGGCGCUGUGGUGGUGCGCCAACAUCUGCAGGUUGGCCGCAGCAUGGUUUCCCCUGCUCUUCUCAUCACUGCUAUGGCUAACGAUCUCCCCCAUACAGGCCAUCCCAUCCUGCCCACGGAGCUGUAGCUGUCCGGGUGUUAAAGAGGUCCACUGUACGUUCAGACACCUCACUACCAUACCAAAAACCUUCCCUAAAGACACAGAGAGGCUCAACCUUGGUUAUAACAGCCUGACGGACGUGGAGGGGUCAGAAUUCAGGUCACUACGGCAACUGGAAAUGCUCAUGUUGCAUGGCAACGACAUUAGCACAGUCCACCCUGGGGCAUUUUACAGCCUGAGAUCACUACAGAUUUUGAAGUUGAGUUACAACAAGCUAACAUCAGUGAACCCUGGUCUGUUUGAGGGCCUUGUUGGUUUGAUCCGUCUCCAUCUGGACCACAACCUCAUUGACUUUAUAGAGCCAUACUCCUUCUCUGGCCUAACCUCCUUAAAACUCCUACAGCUGGAGGGGAACCUUCUAAAAGAGAUCCACCCUCAUACCUUCAUAACAGUGUCACUACUAGGAAGCUUUUGGACUUCGGGACUCAAACACUUACACCUGUCAGACAAUCUGUUGGAGCAGCUCCCUGCCGCAGUACUGAAGAGUGCUCCCAGGCUUGAACUCCUUUCUCUACAUGGUAAUCCCUGGACCUGUGAUUGUCAACUUCACUGGUUGGUAGAAUGGAGCUCCACACAUGAAGGUGUAAUAAAGUGCAAGAAGGAACGUGGCUCUAGUGAGACUUGCCCUGAGUGCUCCUCUCCUCAACCCCUGAAUGGGACACAUUUCCUAGGGCUGACUCCGGACAAGCUUACUUGUGAACGACCAGCUCUUCGUUCCACCCUCAAGCAGUGGGACAAUCCUGUGUGGGCUGAAUCUGAAGCGGAGCCUGACCUCCCGUACACCCGUGACUUUGAGAAGCCACUAGGCCACCUGACUGUCGUUCUCUCCGACAGCCAUGGAAACAGUGCUCAUGUGGCAUGCGACGUGCGACACCCUGGAGACAGUUCACCCAUGACUUGGACAGUAAAUCCACAAUCACCUGGGGAGUUUUCUGUCAAUGUGUCACUGGCAACUGUCCUUGAGUGUGAGAUUGAUCGGGAGACGUUGCAAAAUCUAUGGCAAUUGGUCGCAUAUUACUAUGAAAGCCCUGCUAUCCUGGAGAGAGGUCAACAGAGAGGAAAUGAUAGCAGAAUAACUUAUCAAUAUGUCCAAGCUGUAAAUGAAAAUUCCCCAUAUUUCACAGAAUUAAAAGGGUAUUUGGUAGCAGAACCCUCAUGGCUGCUUCAACCCAGAGUAACUUUAAGGCUCAACAGGCAGCAGACAACAACCAAGAAACUGGUAAUGGAUUUCACUACUGUAAUUACCAAGCAACUCAACAGCCAUAGGGGGCCAGAUGAUGACAAUGACCUCUCCAUGUCCUGGGCUUUAAUUCGCAGAGGGACAGCAGGGCGGGUUCAGACUGCUCUCCAGGGUUCAAAAGUUAAUUUAGAGUGCAGUGUUGUCACUUCAAAUCCGGAGGUGAAAGUGGAGUGGAUGCUACCAGAUUUGUCCAUUGUGGAAGAUGCAACUGAUAAAAUAGAAAUUUCUGAAAAAGGAGAUCUUGUGAUUUUAAAUGCCACACUGUCUGACUCAGGCCUUUACCACUGUAUGGUCAGAACCAAAGCCGGCGUGGACUUGAUGCCUCUAAGGCUCACCAUCAAAGAACUCUCACUCAGCCCAACCGCUCUCAAUGGUCAGAAAAUUGUAGUUGAAAAGGGACACUCUUUUUCUCUCCCAUGUGAGGUGACCUCAGUCCAGCCCAGUCAGACUAUGUGGUACCUACCCAAAAACCAAAUUCUUCUUCCCACACAACAGACAAAACGGACAGAAGUGAUGGAAAAUGGGACUUUAGUGGUUAGGAGAUUGACACAAGACGAUGCAGGGGAAUACACCUGCUUAGCCUCAAAUCUGUAUGGAGUUGACAUGUUGUCACACGUGGUGGAAGUGACAGGAGAAAAGGCCUCUGAUAGCUCCAAAGUACAGACUGCAAAAGAGUCGCCGAUUUUGCCAGCUGGUGUGGAGGAAGGAGAGGGUUCAGGGGGAGAUUACCAGGAAAUUAUACGGCCUUUUGCUACGCAGUUUCCUAAGAAGGUAGGAACAAUACAAAGGAAACCUAAUGAGUUUUCAAAAAGAAUAAGAAUCAAAGAUUCACAGAGAAAACCAAAUAAAUCUGUUAAAGAAUUAGAUCCAAAUCGCUGGGCAGAGAUCUUGGCAAAAGCUAAUGCUAAACCAAGUGUUGCUCUGCCCACAGAGCAGUCACUAUCAGAGCCCAGCACUGUAACUGUCCAAACAAGUACGCCCAAGCCUACUACUACAACUGCAACAACAAUUCCUACUACUGCUUACAACCUACCCCCUACUACUACCCCUCCUGAUAUUAGUACAGAGCUAACACAUUUCCCCAUAAACACAAAUGUUAAGACUGAGGCCUAUUCUACAGAGAAGAAAGAGGAUAACUCUAAAACAUCGGAAAGCCUGCUAGAGGUUUUACAACCUCCGCCUCCCAGAAGUACAGAACCAACCCCAUACCAUGUUGGUGGGAUUGCAGAAAAAGCUGACGCUAUAACAGACCCUCCUGCUGUUGGAACUCCUCAGCCAGUGGAUCAGUUAGAAAAUAAGUACUCUGGAGAGGGGAGAAGGAACAACAACCUCUUUCCUGGUCAGCCAAACAGGAGAAGGCCACCUUAUAGACGUAGAAAACCCCCAAUAAGGAGAGUCCGUCCGCACGGACACCCCUUCUACCAUUCAUCAAACAAGCCCCAAACAACUGUCCCCCCAACAACCACCACCACCACACCAACAACAACAACAACAACAACCACAACUACAACCACUACUACCACCACCACCACCACUACUACUACUACUACAGCUGUUCCAACCACAGUGGAAAACACUGAAAACUUAUCUGCUGAGUAUCAGACAGAGGAAGAUUACUAUGAUGAAUAUAAUUACAAGGAUGGCGGAGAUGCCAAGACAGACUUAAACAAUGAAACCCACCAUACCACUCAUUAUCUUGACAGUACCCUAACCACAUUUCCAUCAGCUGUAGAAAAAGAUCUAGCUCCACCUAAUCCAGAGACAGUUGUCACUCCAAAGCUUGAUAGAACCCCUCAUCCAACUGAAAGGACUCUUAAAGAAAAGGAGUAUGAUACUUUAAAACUUAAGGAAUCUGAGAGACAGAGGGUGGAGAUCAGAACGCAAAUUAAAGAAAAGGACAGAGACAAUAAAGAUCUUGCAGGAGAGAGUGAGAGGGAGAUUACAGCAAUGGAAAGUGAAGAAACACAUAAAAUAGAUUCAAAGGGCAGUGAGAAAGACACAGAAACAUCUAAAAAGGAGUGGCUGGAUAGCAUCCAGUUAACAACACAAAAUAGACCAAGACCUAACACUCGACCGUCACCGGAACAAAAUACACCUACCCAAGCAAGAACUCCAUCUUCAAAGGUCAUUACCUCACAUUCAACAAGAGGCAGAACAACAGCAGGAGUCACACAGAAAGAGGAUAAAGAUGUAAACAAGCCAAAAGCAGAGCCUGAGAUCCACAGAUUCCCAAUAAUAGAGCCGGUUCACCCCUGGCUCCAUCAGAACAGACAGGGAGGAGGGCAAACCACAACUCCCAGGACGAUACAUACAAACCAAAACAGAAAUACAGGAAGACAAGGAGAAGUGAAUCUAGGUAGACAUUCCCAGGCUCCUAGAGUCUCCCCAACCUCCCGCUGGCCUUCACACCAUCAUUAUCACCAUUACUACCCACUCUACCCUUCCUGGCCAGGUCAAAGGUCAUUUCCUCAUCCAAGGCAAGGUCCUGGGUCACACCCUCUGCCCACACACAGACCCUGGCCUCUCCCCCACCCAUGGGCUCAAAGCCCGGUUGUCACCAACCGACCAGAGAUCACAGCUGAAACAGUGAAGCCCACACCUGCAGAGUCUGGAACAACAGGAAGCUCCAGAGUUACACCCUCUAACUCCCAUCUGUCAUAUCAUCAACAUCAUCAAAAUCAUCAUGUGAAUGGCAGGACCCAAACCAGAGACCAACUGUUUCUAUCAAGGCUGAGGAACAGAUACAGACAGGCACAGCUUGAUCGCAUUGCUCAGCUGGGGAAGAUGGUUACACCCAAACCUCGUGUUAGCUACAAUCCCUCAUCCCUUAUCACACCUAAACCCAAACCUCCUUCUCCGCAAAGACCCUACAACCCCAAACCACCAGCACCUACUGCUUCUAACUCUUACACCCUUCAGCCUCCGAACUCUGCUGAACAUUCAUCGUCAUUCUCUGAUUUCAUCCCAACCCCUCAUCCUUACCCACACACCACUCCUGGGGUUCUGUAUGGAGGUCAGUGGCCUGUUGGAGCAGGACGAAUCAGCUCUCGGCGGCCCACAGCUGCCCCUCCUUUCCCAUGGGUGUGGGGAGCUGGAAGUGGUGGGCAGAAGCCUCGUAUCACCACGGUCACCACAGCUAGCGUGUCAGUACUGGCAGAGAGUGAUGUGUUCUUGCCUUGUAAAGCAACAGGGAAUCCUGAACCCAACAUUGCAUGGACCAAAGUCUCCACAGGUGCCACCAUCCCAGCCAACACCAAGCAUGGUCCCCGUUUUGAGGUCUUCAAAAAUGGAACUUUUGUCAUUAAAAACAUCCAGCUUCAGGAUAGAGGCCAGUACCUCUGCACGGCCCAGAACAGCUUUGGAUCAGAUCGCAUGGUCAUCACCUUAGCUGUACAGACUCAGGCACCCAAGAUCCAGCCGCCCAAGUCCACAGAGAUAGCAGCCUACUUCGGAAAAAGUGUGAUUCUUGACUGCCUUGCUUCAGGAAAACCACCUGCUCAAAUUUCCUGGAUUCUUCCAGACAGGAUGUUUGUACGAGACAUUGGGACUGUUCACUCUCCCCUUGCACCGAUAUCUCUGCUUCAAAAUGGAACCCUUCAAAUUCACUCUCUCAAUUUCUCAAGCAAAGGGGACUAUAAAUGUAUUGCAAGCAACGCAGCAGGUGCUGACACAAUUACUUACCAUCUCCAUGUGGCAGCUCUGCCGCCAAGCAUCAGUGAAGGAGCAACAGAUACUGUGAUCAUUCAGCCAGGCAGGAGUGUGUAUGUCCACUGCUCUGUGAAGGGGGAACCAGUGCCUGCUGUGAAAUGGACGCUCCCAGCAGGCGUCCAUGUUAAGCCAUCACAGUUUCUCGGACGCAGGCUGUUUGUCUUCCCCAAUGGGACGCUGUAUGUGAAGAAUGUUUCACCAGCUGAUGCUGGGAGGUACGAGUGUUUGGCCACUAAUGCUGUUGGUAUUACCAAAAGAACCGUCCAGCUGGAGGUGAGGGCAGAUUCCCCCUCCAUCUCUCACCAGCCUCCUCCUCCCCCUGUUCCUAUCCCUCCAACCCAGCGCCAUGGUGUGCCAUCCCGACAGCACUCUAUCUCAGCUAUGUACGGUUCUGCUGUCUACCUCCACUGUCCAGAGUCUACCGGAUCCACAAGAGGCACCAUCUGGCAGCUACCUUCCAAAACCAUCAUGGAACAUCGAUACAGUCCAGAGAGACCCAUUAAAGUUUUCCGUAAUGGGACUCUGAGGAUACUUCAGCUAACAGAGCUAGAUGGUGGAAAUUAUCUGUGUGUCUUUCAGCGGCCCAAUGGGGAGGACAUGGAGCUCUUCCAGGUGGAGGUGUUAAUGACCCCUCCCAGAAUCGAACAUGUGAGGACUGCACAGGCCAGGGUCACCUUUGGAGAAAAUUUCCAGGUGGACUGUGUUGCAACUGGCCUCCCUGACCCAGAAGUUACCUGGAGUCUCCCAGAUGGAACAUUAAUCAACAAUGCCCUUCAAUCGGACGAUAGCGGCCUUCGCAAUCGCCGCUAUGUUAUUUUUGGCAAUGGAACUUUACUUCUCCAGCAAAUGGGCAAAAGAGAUGAGGGUGACUACACUUGUUAUGCCAAGAACAAACUGGGCAAGGAUGAAAGAAAAGUGAGCGUCAAAGUGGGCCCGAAUGCUCCAAAAAUUGGAUUUAAAUCACAAUCACUGGUUACAGUAAAAUUAGGAGAAUCAGCCAAACUGAGUUGUCAGGCAACAGGUGAACCAACACCAAAAAUCAUGUGGAUCUCACCAAGGAAUGAUGUAAUAUCGGUGUCAUCAGACAAAUUUCAGAUCAUGGGCGAUGGGACGCUAGUGGUGAAAAAAGUAAUACUGGCUGACGAAGGCAAAUAUGCAUGUGUGGCACGAAAUUCUGCCGGUGAUGAUGUUAAAAACAUGAAACUUGAAGCUGAGAUCCAGGAACCUUUUAUCAAUGGCAUGAAAGGGAGGAGCACCACAAAGGUUUUGGCUGUUUCCUACCAAACAGCGCUCCUGGAUUGCAAAGUGGAAGGGAAACCCGAACCAAGAGUCUGGUGGGUUACUCCUUAUGGCCACUCCCUCCCAACACCCUAUCUCGGCGGUCGCUUCCAAGUCCACCGAAACGGGAGCUUGGAGCUGAGAGGGGUGAGGAAAACAGAUGAAGGGAGGUACAUGUGUCUGGCUAAAAACAAUCUGGGUGAAGCCUCACUUUUGGUUGAAUUGGACGUCGCAUCGAUAGCUGAGAAACCAAGUUUUGCUGUUCCCAAUAUUGAAAUCAUACCGAUAAAGCAAGACAGUGGAGCAUUAAUCCUGGAGUGCCCUGCUCGAGGAAAGCCGAACCCAGAGUUUGCAUGGAUUUUACCAAAUGGAAUGAUGUUAACACCUGGUGUUAGACUUCAGCGCUUCACACAUCAUCUUGGUAACGGUACUCUGCAGAUCUCUCAACCAGUUGCAAGUGAUAAGGGAGUGUACCGCUGCAUAGCAAAAAAUGUAGCAGGGCAAGCAGAGAAACGUUACUCAUUGGAGGCGGGCAGAAAGCCAGUGAUCAGAGGAUCUACAGGUGGAAUGCAGAUCACUUAUGGCCUCAAUCUUAACUUGCCCUGCACUGUGGAUGGCUGGCCGCAGGCAUCAGUCACAUGGACCCUGCCUAAUGGUCUUGUUUUGGACAAACCUCAAACUAUUGGCCGGGUAUCUUUUCUUCUCAAUGGGACCCUCCAACUCAGGCAGGUUGCCACCUUUGACAAAGGAACAUACAUCUGUAAAGCCUCCAACUCUUUUGGCUCGUCAACACUGUCCUACCCAGUUGCAGUGAUGGUUUUCCCACCACGUAUCACCAAUACGCUGACCUCAAUUACAAGAGUCAACCGGGGAUCACCAGUGAAGUUAAACUGUAUUGCAACUGGUAUUCCCAAGCCAGACAUUUCAUGGACGUUGCCUGGACGCACAACGCUGGUUCCGCAUAACCGGUUCACAGCACAGGGAGGGAUUCACAUGACAGAGGAGGGCAGUCUGGUCAUACAGAACCCUAUGCUCAUGAACUCCGGCAUUUACAAAUGCAAUGCUAAAAAUGCACUCGGAACAGACUUUAAAUCCACUUACCUACAAGUGGUCUGAGUGACAGCUAUAAUUAUUCUAUUGAGAAAAUGUCAUUGCAGAAUUAAGACAGGAUAAGGACUUUUCCAUCAGGAUAAGAAUAUUCUGCAUAAUAAAGAUACUCUGGAGAGAGACCUAGAACUGCCUGACUGGCAGCUUGGAUUGACACACCUUGCAAAAUAGUUUCCACUGAACAGUGACAUUUUAUAUGUGGACAAAACAACAUGGACAGCAUUCACCUUUUGUGAUUUUAUCUCCAUUUUUGUGUUUGUGUGUCUGUUUUAUGGUGCAGAUGUUGCAGAAGUCCUUCAGUUCUACAUUUUGUACCUUAAAGUGUAUUUUCACUUGUUAAAGUGCAGUUUAACUCACUGCUCAAAGCUUUGCCUUUCUAGUCACCAAUUUGCGUUUCCUUAGAUGGCAAAGGCGUGAUCCACCUUACCCGUCUCUGAGUGGCUUACCCUGACAUUCUAACCAAUCUCGCUCCUCUUGCCUAAACCUAACAAAGCCCACCAGUGAAGGCAAUGAGUACUUGCCAGUCAGAAGGAGAGUGGGGCAGGUCAUGCCUUUGCUAUCCUAGGAAACACAAAUCUGCUUUCCAGCCUUACACUGUAGAUGUAAUUUCACAUUCCCCAUACAAACUGUAAAAUUUUACCUCACAGUAUAAUUUUACUUUAACAUGACAAUGCUUGUUCUGCACCUGAAAUAACUUAAGACUCUUCUCUCUUUGGAUUGAUAUAUAAUGUGUACCCCUUAUAUGAUUAUUAUUGUUUAUGUGCUGGUAGAAUUACAGUUUGCAGUGAUCUGAGCUGUAUUGCACAUUGCUCACAUCACAAAAUAGAUACUUAAUUAAACACGUAAUAGAUUUUAUUCCCUGUGAACUUCACAGCAAAAUUCUACCACCUUACAAUCUAUCAACACACAGUAAUAAGUAGUGGAGUGUCUUUAUUAUUGAACGUGAGUUUAUCAUCAACUAUUCGACUCAUGUGCUUAUAAAGUGCCAUAUUUUAUGAACUUUUAGUGAGCGGUGACUCAAAUACCAUCUAUUGCUGCUCUGCAGUGUGUAUCAUCGAAUGAAUGACUGUAUGUAUCAAUAUCAUUUAUUCAUCUUCAUAAUGGUGGAAAAAUAAUAGCCUGUAAUAUCUAUGUUUGAAGCUCACAGAAGCUAUUAACCGUUGAGGGACACAAUACAAAACGAAGGUGCAACAAAAAAAUAUGUAGGUAUAUAAUUUAUAAGUAAAAAAUAAACAUACAGGUAUGUGUUUGUUUUUUUAACCGUCAGUUGCCUCAUUUUUGUUGUAUAAAAACACCUAAUUCAUACUGACAGGAAGAGUAUUCACAGAUUUUAAAUUAAGCUUCUCUAAUGCUCAGCUGAGCUGUAAAGACAUUAAUUGUUACCCCAGCAUUGACAGUCACGCAAUUUGCUUAGGGUCAAGGGGUGAAAUCCACUUAAAUUUUUUCACAUCUAGUCCAACUUGAGCGAACUUUGACCAACAUAUUACUUUACUAGUCCAAAAUGGUAUACAACUGCUCUAAUAGAGACAUGUUCACACAUAGUUCUAAGACAAGAGUCUACAGUGCAAAUACAUUUUUUAAAUUAUUGCCUGUAGUGACCGAACAAAGUUGAUGAGCUAACAAGCUUGCUAACGCUCGUUAGCUCUUAAACUUCUGGAAACUUUUUGUUGAAGGAAAUGGUGUACAAUGGUAGCCUAAGCAAACUGCCUGGGUGGAGUAAACAGUAUAGUGCAGAGAAUGUAGAGAGAAGCUUGGAAAGCUAUUGUGACUGACUUACAUGAUCGCAGCUGGCUAGCGUGUUCAUGAUUAACUCACUUGCUGCCAUAGUUCACCAACUAGCACAGCAUAGUCACGUCACCAAGCUUGUGGAAUGAAAUAUUUUGCAAAGACCAAUAUACAUAUAUUAAUAUAUUUAUAAAAUAUAUUUAAUAUAUUAAAUGUGUUAAAUACAUAUAUUAGCAUAUUAGUUUUUAUUUUCACUCUUACUGAAGUACAUCACAAACAUAUUUCAUCCUGCUAUCAAGUCAACAAAGAUGAUCCCAAAUUAGAAAAAGUU